AUGGUAAUAAUAAACGAAACAAUAGCAGACAAUUCGUCGGAAGAACAUGACGCUCCAUUAUUUGCUGGUCAGGUCUUACUUAUAUUUUACUGUUUAAUUUUUAUUUUUGGUUUUAUAGGUAAUUCCAUGGUUAUUUAUGUAGCUAUUCGAAAGAAAAAUUAUAGAAAUGUAACCAAUUGUUAUGUUAUUAAUUUGGCUAUAGCUGAUCUUUUAUUUUUAACACUUUCAAUACCGUACACAACGUAUUUAGGUGUGAAAAAUUCAUAUCCAUUUGGUAAUAUUGUAUGCAAAAUCUAUACAUAUCUUGCUUAUGGAUUUUUACAAGCUACUUGUAAUAUAUUAGCUAUGAUGAGUAUUGAUCGAUUUUUAUAUAUUGUUCGACCAAAAUCAAAACUUAGAUGGCGUACACCACAUAAUGCUUUUAUAAUUUGUAUUAUCAUUUGGGCUUGCUCUUUAAUUCUCAUUAUUCCUUACCAUGUAGUAUCACGUGUAUUAACAUCAGCUUCUAUCGCUUGUGGAAUGGCUGAACAUGAAAAUUUGAUUGUUUGCUUAUUUCCAUUUUGUUCCUAUUAUGCCAUACCCCUUAUUGUGAUUAUUGUAUGUUAUACGAAUUUGGCACUACAUGUGAUAAGAACAAGUCGAAAAAUGGCUGAUAUUGUGAAUACUAAAAGUUUUCAUCAAACAGUACAAUUGAAACAACGACGAGUAACACGAAUGGUUAUUGUUGUAACAUUAGCAUUUGCUAUUUGUUGGUUACCAAUACAUAUUCUUGAAUUAAUGAAAUGUGGUAAUCCACAACUUCUUAAUUCUCUUAUUCAAUUAUAUCCUAAAGUUCUUUAUUCAAUACGUGCAUUUACACACGCAUUAGCGUAUCUUAAUUCUUGUUUAAAUCCUUAUUUAUAUGCAUUAUUAAAUCGUAAUUUCUGUAUUGAUCUUGCUGAUAUAGUACCAUCAUGGAUGUCAUGUGGUAAGAAAUUAGUUACAAUUGAAAAUGAACAUUUUAAUAAUGACCCACAAUUGUCAAGAGCAAUAUUAUCAGGAAAUCAAAUUUUUAUUUCAAAAAAAUAUCAUGAUCAUGAUGAAGAUGAUACAGAUUAUUAUGAACAAAAUCAAACAACAAAUGAUGCUAGUUGUCAAGUUGAAUUACAUUAA
Molecule: messenger RNA, 1152 nt
Organism: Rotaria sordida
Lineage: Eukaryota; Metazoa; Rotifera; Eurotatoria; Philodinida; Philodinidae
Source: the annotation of a GenBank genome assembly